Musa acuminata subsp. malaccensis (wild Malaysian banana) is the source of this 1795-nucleotide messenger RNA. RefSeq lists its product as uncharacterized. The record is from RefSeq and is a predicted model, not a curated record. Gene Ontology annotation, cellular component: chloroplast thylakoid membrane. Gene Ontology annotation, biological process: chlorophyll biosynthetic process; photosynthesis. Gene Ontology annotation, molecular function: oxidoreductase activity, acting on the CH-CH group of donors, NAD or NADP as acceptor; FAD binding. Lineage: Eukaryota; Viridiplantae; Streptophyta; Magnoliopsida; Zingiberales; Musaceae.
CCUGAGUACAAAAGAGUCGCACUCAGGAGCUGAAUCGAGAAGAAGCCAAGCUGAGCACCUCACUCUCCGCUCCGCCACCGAUGGCUGCCACUUGCCACUACCUUCUCUCCUCCCCAUUCACCUCCGGCCUCCCCCUCAAAACCACCCGCACCACCACCACCAAAACACGACCGCCUCCCUUUCCCAAGGCCCCCAUCAUCAUCGCAUCCUCCGCCCGCCCCCUCAGGGCGGCCGUCAUUGGCGGCGGCCCCGCCGGCGCCUCGGCCGCCGAGGCCCUCGCGCUCGGAGGCAUCGAGACCUACCUCAUCGAGCGGGCCCCCUCGGGAUCUAAGCCCUGCGGCGGCGCCAUCCCCCUCUGCAUGCUGUCCGAGUUCGACCUACCGUCCUCCCUCGUUGACCGCCGCGUCACCCGCAUGCGCGUCCUCUCCCCCUCCAACCGCGCCGCCGACUUCGGCCGCUCCCUCCUCCCCCACGAGCACAUCCCCAUGCUCCGCCGCGAGGUCCUCGACGCUUUCCUCCGCCGCCGCGCCGCCGACGCCGGCGCCCGCCUCCUCCCCGGCCUCUUCACCUCCAUCCGCCUCCCCUUAUCCGACUCCGAUCCCUACCUCGUCCACUACACCGCCUCCCCCUCCACCCCCGGCUCCCUCGCCGGCACCCCCUCCGCCCUCGCCGUCGAUGUCGUCAUCGGCGCCGACGGAGCCAACAGCCGCGUCGCCCGCUCCAUCUCCGCCGGCGAUUACACCACCGCUAUCGCUUUCCAGGAGCGGAUCCGCCUCCCCCCGGCCGGCAUGUCCCGCUACGAGGACCUCGCCGAGAUGUACGUCGGCGCCGACGUCUCCCCAGAUUUCUACGCCUGGGUCUUCCCCAAAUGCGACCACGUGGCCGUCGGCACCGGCACCUCCGCCGCCAAGCCCGACAUCAAGCGGCUUCAGGCCGCGAUCCGGGCCCGGGCCGGGCCCAAGAUAGCCGGCGGGGAGGUGAUCCGGGUGGAGGCGCACCCGAUCCCGGAGCACCCGAGGCCGCGACGGGUGGUGGGGCGGGCGGCGCUAGUGGGCGACGCAGCCGGGUACGUCACCCGGUGCUCCGGCGAGGGGAUUUACUUCGCCGCCAAGUCUGGGCGGAUGUGCGGGGAGGCCAUCGUGAGGGCGUGGAAAGAGCGGGGGGUGGUGACCGAAGCCGACCUCAAGACAGCGUACCUGAGGAAAUGGGACGAGGAGUACAGGGGCAUGUUCCGGUUCCUGGACCUGCUGCAGCAGGUGUUCUACGGGAGCAACGCCGGGCGCGAGGCGCUGGUGGAACUGUGCGCAGAUGAGUACGUGCAGAGGAUGACGUUCGAGAGCUACCUGUACAAGAGGAUGGCGAGGGGGGACUGGAGGAAAGAUUUGGGCUUGGCUUGGAGGACAAUUGGGAGCCUGGUGAGGGCAGGGGUUAUGGGGUGGGAGGUUGACAGGCUUAGAGGAAUUGGAGCCGACUCUUCUUAGCAAGCUUGUGUCACUCUGGAUCGAGCGUGCUGUGAAGCAGACCUGAGGAAGGGAAGCAUGGUUUUGUCUCAGAAGUAUAAGUCUCUCUACUAGCUAUAGCAAUGCAGAUUAAUGAGAGGAAUGUUGCUGGAGAAAUCAUUAGGCAGUGCAGAGAUGGUGAUGAUUCUGCUGGGUGAAGUAGAAAAGCUUAUGAAACAUAAUCUAGCUUCAUAAUAAACUGUUCUACAUACCAUUUAUAUCUCAUGAGCAGUAGUGUACCAAAAGAUGUUCACCCUAAAUAGACUUCCCUUAGCUUCUUUUUCGAUCAUUAUCAA